GAGGGGCACGAAUAAACUUCCUGUGAGGAAUACUUUUGUUAACUUUUCCUCGCUUCCUCUUAUUGGGUCGGAAGCCGGGCUUUCUCCGCGAGAAUCAAUCUACGGUUGGUCUUUGCGUCGGACAGACGGUGCCUGAGCGCGCGGCGCCUGAUGGGAGGCGGCUAACGGAUUGGCUGCGGGGAACGGCGGCCAGGGAUUGGCUGUGCUCCGAGCGCUUCAUGGCGGCUUCCUGUUAGAUACUGUACCCGGCGGAGUGCUGAGUGAUAAAGCAGGAGGCUUGAUUACUUACGAGGGGAAUUCAGAAGCCCACGGAGCAUUUAGGAUGAAUCCAGGAAGACGUGACAGUCUGGAUGACCUGCCUGACCUCUACACUAUCUUCAGAGGAGAGGUUGUUACAGUGACAGAAUAUGGAGCCUUUAUCAAAAUUCCAGGCUGCAGAAAGCAAGGCUUGGUCCAUCGAACCCACAUGUCAUCCUGUCGAGUGGACAAGCCCUCUGAGAUAGUGGACGUCGGUGACAAAGUGUGGGUGAAGCUUAUUGGCCGGGAGAUGAAAGAUGAUAAGGUUAAGCUGUCCCUUUCCAUGAAAGUUGUCAACCAAGGGACUGGCAAAGACCUUGACCCCAACAACAUCAUUACUGACCAAGAAGAGAGGCGGAAGAGGUCCUUCAAGGAUUACACAGGGCAGAAGAUCACCCUCGAGGCUGUCCUGAACACGACCUGCAAGAAGUGUGGCUGCAGAGGUCAUUUUGCCAGGGACUGUUUCAUGCAACCAGGGGGCACCAAAUACAGCCUGGUACCUGAGGAGGAAGAAGCAGCUGCAGCAGAAACUGAUGGAGGAGAGAAGUCUGUACAAACAGAAACUACUUCCCGGAAGAGAAAGAAGGAACAGAAAAAGAAAAAGAAAAAGAAACACAAGAGCAAAAAGGUAUCCUCAUCCAGCAGCUCUGACUCGGACAGCAGCGAGGGUCAACCGGCCAGCAAGAAGUCGAGACGUGUGGCAAAGGACAGCAAGAAGAAGAAAAAAAAGCACAGGAAAAAGAGGCAGGAGUGAAGGGCGGGCUCACUCCCCUCCACCAGAGCCUCCUUCACCAGUGCCCUGGCUCUGGACUCUGGCAAAGGCAUCCUCCCGCCCCUGCCCACAAGGCACUCCACACAGCCUGGUCUGUUGUUGUCAUGCUGCCUCCAGGCAUCCCCUGCCCGUGACCUUCCUGGGCCAGCAAGCCUUGUUAACCCCUGGAGCUAAAACUUUUUUUGUCUAGUGGUAUGUCCAAGUUGCUUUGGCCCAGCCUUGAGGUUUGGGACUGGCUACAGACCCCUGGCUAUAUUUAUGCUUUUAAACCCAAGUCAGGAGCAGAGAUGGCCAGCCUUCAGCCCGAGCCGGUCAGUGAGCCUCUGCCUCCAGGCCAGAGCCAGAGGACCUCUUCUCUGGUACCAGGCGAGGCAGUCCCCUCAUGUGCCCUUAGCAGCAGGACAGACAGCACUAGCUUGGCCAGAUUCUGAGAAGAGACUGUUUGCAAGGAUUCAGACCUUGUGGUCUCAUCCCUUUAGGUCAUUAAACAAGGGAAAUGAUGCUGUCACACACAGGGCUAGUGUUCAGCACUAACACUGAUGGUGGAGCAGUUGGCUGA
Vombatus ursinus (common wombat) is the source of this 1628-nucleotide messenger RNA. It is a transcript of the gene ZCCHC17, whose product is annotated as zinc finger CCHC-type containing 17. Gene Ontology annotation, molecular function: RNA binding; zinc ion binding. NCBI's taxonomy places the organism in Eukaryota, Metazoa, Chordata, Mammalia, Diprotodontia, Vombatidae. Gene Ontology annotation, biological process: RNA stabilization. The coding region runs from base 323 to 1051 and encodes 242 amino acids. The record is from RefSeq and is a predicted model, not a curated record. The transcript has 8 exons.